Molecule: messenger RNA, 1149 nt
Organism: Parascedosporium putredinis
Lineage: Eukaryota; Fungi; Ascomycota; Sordariomycetes; Microascales; Microascaceae
Source: the annotation of a GenBank genome assembly
AUGAUGCAUCUCAAGUCCCUCACUCUCCUGCUCGGAGCCUUACUCUCCGGAGCUCUUGCUGCGCCCGCAUCGCCGCGCGGAGUGAGCCCCCAGGUUGUGCCCAACAAGUACAUCGUUACCCUGAGGAACAAUCUUGUUCAGCCCCAGGUCGACAGCCACCUGUCUUGGGUUGAAAACGUCCACCGUCGGAGCCUAUCCCGCCGUGAUAGCGAGGCUUCGGGAGGUGUGGACAAGGUGUGGAGCGCCAGCUUCAAGGGAUACUCGGGCGAGUUUGAUGCCGCUACCAUCCAGGAGAUCCAGGCCAGCGAAGAGGUCCUCUCCGUCGAGCCCGUAGCCGUAUGGGAGCUCUACUCUCUCACGCGCCAGUUCAACGCCCCCUGGGGACUUGGCAGCAUUUCUCACCAGACCGCCAACCAUAGCACCUACGUGUACGAUACCUCGGCCGGCGAGGGCACCUGGGCCUAUGUCAUCGACACCGGUCUUAACACCGCGCACGAGACCUUUGAGGGCCGUGGACACCUCGGGUAUAACGCCUAUCCCAACGUUCCCUUCGAGGACCGUCACGGCCACGGAACUCACUGCGCCGGCACCAUCGCGGGCAAAGACUACGGUGUAGCCAAGAAGGCCAGCGUCAUCUCCGUCAAGGUCUUUGACACCGGAUCGUCCGAGGCUUUCAACGCUGCCGUCGAGGCUGCUUACCAGCAAGGUGUCCUGACUGUCGUCGCUGCCGGCAAUUCCUACGACGACGCCGUCUACUAUUCACCUGCCUCUGCCCCCAAUGCCGUCACAGUCGGUGCCGUCGAUGUUGGCAACGUUAAGCCCGGCUUCAGCAAUUACGGUACGCUUGUCGACGUCUUCGCCCCAGGUGUCAAUGUUCUUAGCUCGUGGAUCGGCUCGACCACCGCUACCAACACCAUCUCGGGUACUUCAAUGGCCUGCCCCCAUGUCGCCGGCCUCUCCCUUUACCUCAAGGCUUACGAGGGUUUGACCGCCCCUGGUGACGUUGCCGCCAGGAUCGAGGAGGGCGUCGAGCCUGUGAAGCUGCUGCUUGGUUCCUUCCAGUUCUCGGUCAACAACUUUGUAAUGCCCUCUUCAUUUGGAGGCCUGAGUUGGGACUCGGAGACGCCAACCCUCCACCUUCCCUCCUAG